Cornus florida is the source of this 3302-nucleotide messenger RNA. Its product is annotated as cell division cycle protein 48 homolog. Gene Ontology annotation, cellular component: nucleus; VCP-NPL4-UFD1 AAA ATPase complex; cytosol. Lineage: Eukaryota; Viridiplantae; Streptophyta; Magnoliopsida; Cornales; Cornaceae. The coding region runs from base 114 to 2252 and encodes 712 amino acids. Gene Ontology annotation, biological process: autophagosome maturation; retrograde protein transport, ER to cytosol; mitotic spindle disassembly. Gene Ontology annotation, molecular function: polyubiquitin modification-dependent protein binding; ATP binding; ATP hydrolysis activity. The record is from RefSeq and is a predicted model, not a curated record. The transcript has 8 exons.
UCUCGAACAAGCAUUUGAACCUUGGGCUCACCAUGUCCUUAUGUUGAGGCUUCAAGAAACUUCCAAUUUUCCAAACCCUUCUUUCCUUCUUCGGCUCUUUCCUUUGUUCUUCCAUGGCUUCUGCAUUUACUACUCUAUCGAUUAAACCAUCCACUUUUUCUUUGUCUUCCAAUUUUCCAAACCCUUCUUUCCGUCUUCGUUCUGCACCUUUUGUUUCUUUAGACCUUCGAUCUCGUAUCAAACCAAGCGCUUCUCGAUGGCCCUCUGUUUCUGAAACAGGGAGGAAGAGGGGUAACCUCUUUCUUGUAAGGGGAGGAAUAGUUCCCCUGGGCAGUGAGGAUCAAUUAGACAAGCAGGAUGGUUAUUAUGAUGUUGGUGGUGUCAGUAAACAGAUGGCAGAGAUUCGGGAAAUAGUAAUGUGGCCCCUGAAGAAUCCACAUCUAUUUCAGUCAGUUGGUGUGAAGCCACCUAAAGGGAUUCUCUUACAUGGACCUCCAGGAUGCGGAAAGACUUCAAUAGGAAGAGCUAUUGCUAACGAAGCUGGUGCUUCCUUCUUCUGUAUAAAUGGACCAGAGCUUAUGUCUAAAUAUGUCGGAGGGAGUGAGAGCAAUCUCAGGAAAGUAUUUGAGGAAGCAGAGAAGAAGGCUCCAUCGAUUAUCUUUAUUGAUGAGAUUGAUUCUAUUGCUCCCAACAGAGAGAAAACUCAUGGGGAAGCUACAGGGAGGGUUGUUUCCCAGCUGUUAACCCUUAUGGAUGGUGUUAAGAGCCGUGCUUAUGUUAUUGUGAUUGGUGCUACUAAUCGUCCUAACAGCAUUGACCCUGCCCUGAGAAGGGCUGGUAGAUUUGAUAAGGAAAUUGAAAUUGGUGUUCCAGAUAUGGUUGGGCGUCUUGAGAUUCUUCGAAUCCAUACAAAGAACAUGCCGCUUGCUGAAAAUGUUGAUUUAGAAAGAAUUGCCAAAGGCACACAUGGAUAUGUUGGUGCCGAUUUAGCAGCUCUGUGCAGCGAGGCUGGACGCCUAUGUAUCAGAGAGAAUAUGGGCGUGAUUGGCUUGAAAAAUGAUGUCAUGGAUGCUGAGAUACUCAACUCCGUGGCUGUUACGAAUGAGCUCUUCCAACUACAAAUUGCUACGGGAAAAAGCAAGCCAUCAAUUCUGCCCGAAACAGUUGAGUUAGAAAGAAUUGCCAAAGACACACAUGGAUAUGUUGGUGCUGAUUUAUCAGGUCUGUGCAGUGAGCCUGCAUUGCAAUUCCUCAGAGAGAUGGGUGUGAUUGGCUUGAAAAUUGAGGUCAUAGAUGCUGAGUUACUCAACUCCAUGGUUGUUCCGAAUAAGCACUUCCAACUACAAAUUGCUAUGGGAAAAAGCAAGCCAUCAAUCCUGCGUGAAAUGGUUGUUGAAGUGCCCAAUGUCAGUUGGGAAGAUAUCGGAGGCCUUGAGACUGUUAGGCAGCAGCUUCAAGAGAUCAUCCAGUAUCCCAUGGAGCAUCCUGAAAAGUUUGAGAAGUUUGGUGUGUCAGCCUCAAAGGGAGUUCUUUUCUAUGGCCCACCAGGAUGUGGGAAAACUCUUCUGGCCAAGGCUGUUGCCAAUGAAUGUCAAGCCAACUUUAUCAGUGUUAAGGGUCCGGAAUUACUUACCAUGUGGUAUGGAGAAAGUGAGGCUAAUGUUCGAAAAAUAUUUGAAAAGGCUCGCCAAUGUGCUCCUUGUGUGCUAUUCUUUGAUGAGCUGGAUUCAAUUGCUAUAAAGAAGGGGCAGAAUUCAGUAGAUAGUGGCGCUUCUGACAGGGUUUUGAAUCAACUGCUAACGGAGAUGGAUGGAUUUUCUACCAAUAAAAUGGUUUUUGUUAUUGGAGCCACCAACAGGCUUGAUCUUAUUGAUCCUGCACUUACGCGUCCUGGCCGUUUUGAUCAAUUGAUUUAUAUCGCUUUGCCUGAUGAAGAAUCUCGCUAUCAGAUUUUCAAGGCUUGCCUUAAGAAAUCUCCUGUUUCUGAAGAUGUAGACCUGGGAUCCCUUGCUAAGAACACCCAAGGCUGCAGUGGUGCUGAUAUUAUGGAAAUAUGCCAACGUGCCUGCACCUAUGCCAUAAAAGAGGAAAUUCAGAAGGAGAGUGAGAGGGAGAGGAGGAGAAUGGAGAAUCCGGAGGCUAUGGAGGAGGAUGUAGAAGAAGAAGUGUCAGAGGUCAAGGCUGCCCAUUUUGAUGAAUCAAUGAAAUAUGCGCGUAGGAGUGUAAGUGAUAUGAUGAUGUCAUUGAUAUGAACCAGGCAGUUGUUGCAGGGGGUCUGAACUGACCAUUUUUGAACCUUUCUUCAACAAACACACAGACACCUUUGAAGGCAACAAUGGUAUUAAGACUAAUGUUCGUCUGAUGAUUACUAUGUUGUUGUUUCCUGCUUUUUGUGGCAUUUUCACUCGAGACGUUGUUACAUAUCCAUAUGCAUGUAAAUAAUUUGAUAAAUAAAUAAGGCUCGGGUGGGUUUUACACCUCUAUGAUAUCGAUAUAGUGCGUGUAAUUCCCCAUUGUUUGCUCACCUCUGCAUUUUGGGUGUUGACCUCUAUUGACCUAUACCGGAGCUAGACAAAAAGACUAAAAUAGCCCUUAUCUAUGAUUUAAAAAUAAUAAAAUAACAAAAAAAAUGGGAAAAGACUAAAAUAGCCCUCUAUCAAUACUCCAUCCCUACUCUCGUUCUCGACUCUGAUCUUGCCCUCUCUCUCUCUCUGCCACUGCAAACUACAAAACCAUACAAGAAUCAGAAGUUCAAAACCCAUAUAUCUAUCUGUCUGCAAGAAUCAAAAGUUCAAAACCUAUUACCUAUCAAAACCCAUGUCGGCAUAUCAUUUCAGAUUGUUCAAAAAAUUAAAACCCACAUCUUUCAGUUUCCGUUUCAGAUUGUUCCAAAAAUCAAAACCCAUAUCUUUCAGUUUCCAUUUCAGAUUGUUCAAAAAAUCAAAACCCAUAUCUUUCGGUUUCCAUCGCCCGCUGUUCUAGUUCGGGUUUGCCGUUCGCAAGCUUCAGCCGUUGUCUCUCAAUUCUCAAGCUUGCCCCCCUCUCUCUGUGCAACUGCUAACUUGUGUGUAUGGUUUUUGUUUUAAUUUUUUUUCUAAAUCAACUAAUCAAGGUCUAUAAUUCUUGUUUUGCAAACUAAAUCCUCUUUGGUGAAAUUUUUUAUGAUCUUUUUUAUAUAAUUUUUUUUUAGGGCAAAUCAUUUCAGCCUUCCCAAUCGCCUCCAUCUCUAGUCUUGUUCUCAACUCUGAACUUACCCUCUAUGCUCCAUGGCUGCUUCAACUCUCUCUGCUAUCACCCCUUCU